CAAAAAUAAAUGUGCGUGAAACUAUUUUUUGAUUAAUCUACGUAUGAUCUCAGACCAGUCGAAGCAGUUGAAGCGAUAAGUUUAAAAAUUAAAAAUCUUAUGUGCGGCGACUCAGUUUCUUUUUAAAAUUUUGUGGAUCUAGUAGCUUAUUUGUCACUACGUGCAAGAUAGCACCAACCUGUUGCUAUCUUGUAAUCAUUUAAAAAAAAUGUGUUAUCAGUGUAUUCAUGUUUAUAUUCUUAGACCGUUGUGGAAACGGAAGUGGUACGCGAUGACCCUCUUAUUAGGCAUUGUAUCAAUUAUUCUGAUUCAGCAAUUCUUUUUUGCAUCCUACCUUCCUUUGAACCAGACAAAACAUGAUACAUAUUCGAAGGAACUGUAUCGGGAUGCUUUGAGUCGAUGGUAUAACUUUACUGACGAUGUUAUAUGGUAUAAUGAUAAAGUGCAAUCGCCAUCGAAUCCAAGAAAUUGGCAGCGGUAUAUGAUGGAUAUUCGACGGAAUUGGAUAUUGUGGAAAUAUAAUCCGAAUUAUUCAUAUAACCUAGAAAAUCCAGAAAUCGAAGAUCCAUCAAUGGGACAAGCAAGUGUAAUUCGGAAAAUUUUUAAGGAUAAGAAAAAUGGCUUCUUUGUGGAGUGUGGCGCCUACGACGGUGAGACUCGAAGUAAUACCUUGGUACUAGAGCGAUUCCUCGAUUGGAGCGGCCUUCUAAUAGAGGCGGAUCCUUUGAAUUUCAGUAAGAUGCUGCAGAAGAACAGAAAAGCUUACCUGACACCGACAUGUCUUGCCAUUGAGCCAUAUCCUUCGGUGAAUUCCUUCUUGAUGGCUAAUAAUGUAGGGCGUCUUCAUGAACCAAAUGCUUCGGAUAGCCAUUUGCCGAAUUCCCCUGAUGUCGCUCAUAGCGGAAUUCAUGUUUCUGUUCAAUGUUUUCCUUUUAUACAUUUAAUGUAUGCUCUUAAUGUGACCACUGUAAAUUAUUUCAGCCUUGACAUAGAGGGCCAUGAGCUUAAAGUAUUGAAAACUAUCCCGUUUGAUAUGAUAAACAUAGAGACACUUUCGGUGGAAUUUUCCCAUGUUGAGAAUGGGAAAAAGGAACUAAUUGAUUUCAUGGAAUCAAAGGGUUAUUAUGUCUAUUCCUUGGUUGUUAGAUCUGACAAUUUGGCUCAUGAUGUAAUAUUCGUAAAAUACGAUUACGAAAAAACUAAUUUAGUAGAAUAA
Eufriesea mexicana is the source of this 1216-nucleotide messenger RNA. RefSeq lists its product as uncharacterized. Gene Ontology annotation, cellular component: Golgi apparatus; endoplasmic reticulum membrane; plasma membrane. The transcript has 6 exons. Lineage: Eukaryota; Metazoa; Arthropoda; Insecta; Hymenoptera; Apidae. The record is from RefSeq and is a predicted model, not a curated record. Gene Ontology annotation, biological process: endosomal transport; endoplasmic reticulum to Golgi vesicle-mediated transport. Bases 209 to 1216 code for a protein of 335 amino acids.